Molecule: messenger RNA, 3324 nt
Organism: Myxocyprinus asiaticus (Chinese sucker)
Lineage: Eukaryota; Metazoa; Chordata; Actinopteri; Cypriniformes; Catostomidae
Product: BMP/retinoic acid-inducible neural-specific protein 3-like
Exons: 8
Coding region: 684-2948 (754 amino acids)
Biological process (GO): positive regulation of neuron differentiation; negative regulation of mitotic cell cycle
Source: RefSeq, a predicted model, not a curated record
AGUAGGAGGGUCAAGCAGAGAUGUGCGAUGGUGCUGACUUUAUAAAGGAAUAUCCAUAGCCUAGGCACGUCCAAAAGACACUGUGAAGCCUCACCGUGUCGCAGUCCGUCGGCGGAUGUUUUCCUCUACUCGCGUAUAACUGAGCACGCACUUUCCCGAAAGCCAGGGUCUGUUUCUAACUGUCUGUGGUGUUAGUGGAUUUAUAUUCGGCAAGACGUUGUUUGGCUAAAGGUCGUUAUAUUUUCUACAAAGAACAAUUCAAAACAUCACACGGAUAACCUCACCUUCGCUUUAUCAUGGAAGCGAUUUGUUACCGAAGUUAGCCAGAGGACUAUAGCGAAGUAUCCCCAAAUUAAAAGCUAAGGUGCUGAUCGACCUUUCGUCCAUUUUGUCUUUUAUGCCAAACAAUUUUCUUAACUUCCGUAGGUUUAACGUUAACACCUGUUAUGUUCGCAUUUAACGAAUUUUGACGUGUUGAAUAAAUAAAUAAAAUAAUUAAUAAAUAGAAAACACCUGCAAAUUUCAGCGAAGAAUGCAAAGGACAUGACCGCGUGAGGUUUGAGCGCAGAUCUACGUUGUGGUGAGUGUUUGUGGGGCUGAAGCCAUGCUGAUUUUCCAUACAUGGUGGUGGAGUGUGGUCUUGCACCAGAGCCUGUGCUGCUGAGGUGUUGUGCUGCUCCCUCAUGGCUUUAUGGGAGCUGCUGCUGCUGACUUUCAGCCUCCAUUGCUGGCUGACAGGCUCUGCCAGUUUAGCUGAAGAAGGCCCUGCAGGUCCCCUGGACUGGCUUCUCUCUGAUAAGGGCCCUUUUCACCACUCACAGGAAUACACUGAGUUUGUGGAGAAGAACCGCCAAGGUUUUUCUACAAGAUACAAGAUCUACAGGGAAUUUGCUCGUUGGAAAGUGAAUAACUUGGCGGUCGAGCGACGGGGUUUCCUGAAUUCCCCCUUGCCACUCACCUCAGAGUUUAUAUGGAAUAUUCGACUCCUGGGACGCAGGCCCACUGCCCAGCUUAUUACAGACAACCUGAUCAAGAAAUAUGGGACCCAUUUUCUACUGUCAGCUACACUAGGAGGUGAGGAGGCUCUCACUAUAUUUGUGGACAAGAGGAAGUUGAGUAAGAAAGCAGAGGCGAAUGACUUCACCAGUAAUAGCACGACUGUGACUCUGGAGGCCCUCCACCAGCUGGCUGCCUCCUAUUUCACUGACAGAGAGAGCACUUUGCGUAAACUGCACCGCAUCCAGAUUGCCUCCAGUGCUAUCAAAGUAACUGAAACACGCACUGGUCCUCUUGGUUGCAGUAACUAUGACAACCUUGAUUCUGUCAGUUCUGUGCUGGUUCAGAGUCCAGAGAACAAAGUCCACUUGCAAGGUUUGCAGGUAAUUUUGCCAGAUUAUCUCAGAGACACCUUUGUCCAAGCAGCUCUUAGUUACAUUGCCUGCAAUGGAGAGGGAACUUUUGUCUGCAGAGACAAUGACUGCUGGUGCAAGUGUGACCCGAAAUUCCCAGAGUGCAACUGCCCGUACACGGAUAUCCAGGCAAUGGAAGAAAGCCUUCUGCGAAUCUCUGAAUCUUGGGGUCUUAUCUACAAAGAGUUUGAAGAUUCAGAUGAGUUUAAAAAAUUUCUGAUGAGGCUGCCUCAGAAUUUCUUUCUCAACUCCUCGAUGAUCCAGCAUUUGUGGUCACUGGAUGGUAUGUUUCAGCGGCGCUAUGAACAGCUGGAAAACAGCAUGAAGAGUCUCUUCAAGAGAGCCCAGCGAGUGGUGUACAAGCUCUUCAGUCUCAGCAAGAGGUGCCAAAAGCAGCCCCACAUUAACUUACCACGUGAAAGGCCACAGUCAUAUUGGCUGAACUACUUCCAGUAUUUAAUCUACUGCUCGGAGAACAAUCAGCUGGGCUCCUUCUCAGAAGAGAUGCACACCUGCAUUUGUGCAUAUGAUCACAGCUCCUGCCAGGUACCCACACCAUGCUCUGUUGGGGAAGGUCCCACUUGUGCUGCUUGUGCAAGUGACAACCACACUCGCUGCGGCAGUUGCAAUACUGGCUACAUGUUAAGUCAAGGGUCCUGUCGACCAAUGGUAGCAGAUUCCACAGAGAACUACCUUGGCUUUGAGACUGAUCUUCAGGAUCUAGAGCUACGUUACCUCCUUCAAAGAGCCGAUCGACGCCUGGAGGUUCAUGCAAUCUUCAUCAGCAACGACAUGCGUCUUAAUAGCUGGUUUGAUCCUUCUUGGAGGAAGAGGAUGCUGCUUACCCUAAAGAGUAAUAAAUACAAAUCCAACCUAGUCCACAUGCUAUUAGGUGUCUCCCUUCAAAUUUGUCUUACUAAAAACAGCACACUCGAACCUGCGCUCACGCUCUUUAUCAAUCCCUUUGGAGGGAGCCAUUCAGAGAGCUGGUUAAUUCCUGUGAAUGAGAACAAUUUUCCAGACUGGAAGUCUGUCAAGUUGGACCUUCCACUUGAGUGUUUUAACUGGACCUUGACUCUGGGCAACAAAUGGAAAACCUUCUUUGAGACUAUUCACAUUUACCUGAGAAGCCGCAUCAAAACUCCAGGCACUGGGGCCAAUGACAGUGUUUACUUGGAGCCUUUGGAAAUUACUGACCCUACUCGAAAUUUGGGGUAUAUGAAGAUCAACAGCAUUCAAGUGUUUGGUUACAGUAUGCAUUUUGACCCGGAAGCGAUUCGGGACUUGAUUCUGCAGUUGGACUAUCCAUACACACAGGGUUCACAGGACUCGGCUUUGCUACAACUGCUGGAAAUCCGUGACCGGGUAAACCGUCUCUCUCCACCAGGCCAGCAACCUCUGGACCUGUUCUCCUGCCUGUUACGCCACCGUCUCAAACUAACAGCCAGUGAAGUGGUGCGCAUUCACGCCUCACUACAGUCCUUUAGUGCCCGUCUCCCAAAUUCUUUGGAUUAUGAGACCACCAAACUCUGUAGCUAGCACCUAAAACAUCUAAGCUGAUUGACAGCAAUAGAACAUUUGUAAAAUUGCGGAGUAGACUGUUAAUAAGUCAAGCUGCAAUGCUUUGACUUUCAGUGGUUGAGACACUCUUGGAAACUGAUGAAACAAUUGAGAUAUUCUCUGAAGUUUUUUGUGAAAUUUACAUUCACUAGUAGAUCUUGCUCAAAAGAAAAGACUCAUUUUUAUUGUAUAGUACAACACUGAGAUCAAAGAGGAGGCUUUAACAAUAUACUGUAUGAAGUCUUUGUAAUUUUUAUAUGUUUUGUUUUUGCGUCAAUGGCAGUGUGCUUUCCUUGGAAAGAAUACAGUGAUGUCAGACAUUUUGUAGAUAAAUUGUUAUUAAACAUUGUGUUAU